Protopolystoma xenopodis is the source of this 213-nucleotide messenger RNA. The record is from the annotation of a GenBank genome assembly. NCBI's taxonomy places the organism in Eukaryota, Metazoa, Platyhelminthes, Monogenea, Polystomatidea, Polystomatidae.
UGUGAUUAUAAUUUCGUCCGAGUUAUGCUUCCCUUUGAUGAACAGGAAAGGCUCUUAGAAGAUGCCUUGGUCAAUGUACGUCAACAUGCUUUUCAAAUGGAAAGAUGUUUGGACAAAAAAAAACUUAUCGAAGGCCUCCAACAUGCGACAAGCAUGCUUCGUGAAAUGGGGACUUCUCGCCUAUCCCCAAAAUCCUAUUAUGAAUUAUGUUAG